Ricinus communis (castor bean) is the source of this 1352-nucleotide messenger RNA. Its product is annotated as class V chitinase. Lineage: Eukaryota; Viridiplantae; Streptophyta; Magnoliopsida; Malpighiales; Euphorbiaceae. Gene Ontology annotation, biological process: carbohydrate metabolic process; chitin catabolic process. The transcript has 2 exons. The record is from RefSeq and is a predicted model, not a curated record. Gene Ontology annotation, cellular component: extracellular region. Gene Ontology annotation, molecular function: chitin binding; chitinase activity. Bases 69 to 1184 code for a protein of 371 amino acids.
ACUUGUGCUAGAAAGCAGCUUUUCAUCACUGGCAAAGAGACACAUUCAAAUUCAUCGUUUUCUCUUCAAUGGCGUCCAAAAUUCUUUCUUUUAUCUUUUCCAUCCUCCUUCUUGCCUUCCAGCUCCGCUUCUCCACUUGCCAAACUACUCUUGUCAAAGGUGGUUACUGGUUUCCCGGCAGUGGUUUCGCAGUUUCUGACAUAAACUCUGCCUAUUUCACUCACCUUUUCUGUGCAUUUGCUGACGUUAAUUCCCAAACUUAUCAAGUUACUAUCUCAUCCUCAAACCAGCCUCAAUUCUCAACAUUCACACAAACAGUCCAGAGAAAGAACCCUUCUGUCAAAACCCUUCUGUCAAUCGGUGGUGGAGCUGCCAAUGUAAACACUUUUGCUUCAAUGGCUAGCCAAUCUAGCUCCAGGAAAUCGUUCAUCGAUUCCUCAAUAAGAUUAGCAAGAACGUACAAUUUUCACGGUCUUGAUCUUGACUGGGAGUACCCUUCUGAUAAUACUCAGAUGCGGAAUUUUGGUACUCUCCUUAACGAGUGGAGAGCUGCUGUAGUGAUUGAAGGAAGGAACUCUGGCAAGCAACCAUUGCUCUUAUCUGCAGCAGUUCUUUACUUGUCAUAUUACUACUCAACUUCUGUCUCCUACCCAAUUCAAGCUAUAUCAAACAGCCUGGACUGGAUCAACUUAAUGGCUUAUGAUUUCUAUGGCCCUGGUUGGUCUCCAUCUAGCACAGGGCCACCUGCAGCAUUAUACAAUCCUGGUCGUCGAGAAAGUGGAGACAAUGGGGUAAACUCCUGGAUUCAGGCAGGCUUGUCUGCGAAGAAAUUAGUUCUCGGCUUCCCCUUCUACGGUUGGUCAUGGCGUCUAGUCAAUGCCAAUGACCAUGGCCUUUAUGCACCGGCUAAUGGAGCAGGUCUUGCAGGAGAUGGAUCAAUAGGUUACAGUCAGAUCAAGCAGUACAUAUCACAAAAUAAUGCUGCUAAAGUGUACAAUAGCACUGUUGUUACAGAUUAUUGCUAUAGCGGAACAACAUGGAUUGGAUAUGAUGAUCUCCAGAGUAUCUCUACAAAGGUUUCAUAUGCCAAAGGAAAAGGAUUACUGGGUUACUUUGCUUGGCAUGUUGGCGCUGAUGAUAACUGGGCACUUUCUACCAAAGCAUCACAGACGUGGGGAGCGUAGAAUUACUGGCAAGCUUAUAAAAUUUCAAGCAAUCAGAGACAAGAUGGUAGACUUGGUAGUAAAUAAUUAAGCAAUCGCUAUGCUUACAUGUAUUUGUAUGUUGUCCGAGUCCAACCAAAUAAAAUGAUUCAGAAUAUUAUAUUAAUGUUAAGAGAUUUUAUCCUUCAA